This is a messenger RNA of Striga asiatica, 801 nucleotides long. NCBI's taxonomy places the organism in Eukaryota, Viridiplantae, Streptophyta, Magnoliopsida, Lamiales, Orobanchaceae. The record is from the annotation of a GenBank genome assembly.
CUGGACACGAGACGAAUCGAAGCCCAGGGGGGUGAUGAGCUGUCAGUGGUGUACUCACAAAAUGAGGGCGAAAUGCGGAGGACGGGUUUGAGAUGUGGUAAUUCGAAGAUGUUGGGUAAUGUUUGGGCACAAUGUAUUGAUAAGUGCCAUUCGAAGACUCUAAGGCAGCUGCUUCAUUCGCAUGCGCGUCUUGUGUCGAUAUCUGAAGUUAAAGGUGGUUUUGUGGCUCACAUUGGAUUUCUCGACAAAAGCAUCAAAGCCCGAGCUGAAGGUUUCCUCAGCAGCAUCACAAACUCGUUCGAAAUUGUCCUACGUCACAAUGUGGAGGUCCAAAUGAUCCUAUUGCCCGACUCUUUCAGUCAAAAACACACGGACACAAACAAAAACACAUCAUCCCUCUCUGAAAUACCCGAAACCCGUCAAACCAGGCCCGUUGGGCCCAUUUCCGAAAUUCCAAACACGAGCACGGCCAAGUCAGAAAAGUUUCCUGGGAAAAGAAUCGAAUCAAUCAUUCACGAGCAAAGACUGGAGACAGCUUGGCUGCAGGCGGUGGACAGGGGCACUCCCAGGUCAGCUGGGGCCCGUUUGAGGCCCGAGAGGAAUCAAGUGCUCCCACAAGAUGGGAUGAAUGAAUCUGGGCCGUUGGAUCGUGUGGAGCAGUGGGAGGAUGAUUUGAACCGUGAGAUCAAGGCCUUGAAGGUUAAUGAAGGAAUGGUGAGCCCACACAAGGAUCAGAUUGUUGCUAGGAGGGUGGAGCCCAGCUUUUUGCAUAAUAACAGCUUCACUCGAGAUAACAUGUGA